Molecule: messenger RNA, 1470 nt
Organism: Suillus clintonianus
Lineage: Eukaryota; Fungi; Basidiomycota; Agaricomycetes; Boletales; Suillaceae
Product: nucleotide-diphospho-sugar transferase
Exons: 2
Coding region: 1-1470 (489 amino acids)
Biological process (GO): UDP-N-acetylglucosamine biosynthetic process
Molecular function (GO): UDP-N-acetylglucosamine diphosphorylase activity
Source: RefSeq, a predicted model, not a curated record
AUGGCCGUUGAUAAUAUCCGCGAUAGAUACCAGGCUGCCGGUCACGACCAUCUCUUCACUUUCUGGUCAACCCUUCCAGAAUCAGAUCGCAAAUCCCUCUCCCGCCAACUCGAAAACCUUGACGUCGAUCGCGUGAACAGGAUCUACAAGAAAGCUAUCGCCUCUGAGAAGGAAGCUGCUGACCCCGAGCCUAUCGAACCCCUUCCCGUUGGGGCGUGUGAGUCUGUCGUCAAUGAUCCUGCGAGCGAGAAGAGAUGGCGUAGCGAGGGCCUCCAGGCCAUCGCCCGUGGGGAGGUGGGCGUUCUCCUCAUGGCAGGCGGCCAAGGAACCCGUCUGGGCAGUUCAGCGCCCAAGGGUUGUUAUGACAUCGGCUUGCCUUCACACAAAAGCCUCUUCCAGUACCAGGCUGAGCGUAUCGCUCGCCUUCAAGUUGUUGCCGAGAAAGAAUGCAACAAACCUGCAGGUUCAGUCGUCAUUCCGUGGUACGUCAUGACCAGCGGUCCGACGCGUCGUGAGACCGAGGCAUACUUCACGAAGAACGAUUUCUUCGGACUGAGUUCAAAGAACGUCGUUUUCUUCGAACAAGGCACCCUCCCUUGCUUGACUGCAGAAGGCAAGAUCAUGCUUGAGAGCACAUCACGUGUUGCAGUUGCCCCUGACGGCAACGGUGGGCUCUAUGCCGCUACACGCGCACCUCUAUCCGAGUCUAACAGUUCAACGGUUCUUUCUGACUUGACUGAUCGCGGGGUCCUCUACGUUCAUGCAUACUGCGUAGACAAUUGCCUUGUCAAAGUCGCCGACCCCGUUUUCCUCGGCUACUGCAUAUCCAAGCAGGCUGACUGUGCUGCCAAAGUAGUCCCCAAGGCCUCUCCCUCAGAGUCAGUUGGUGUUGUCGCCCGUAGGGGAGACAAGUUCAGUGUUGUCGAGUACUCGGAGAUCUCCCAGGAACAAGCCGAACUUCGUAACUCCAAGACUGGAGACCUAGCUUUCAAUGCCGCCAACAUCGCCAACCACUUUUACACGACUAGCUAUCUCAAAUCUGUCGAAUCGUUCGAAGAUGACCUUGCAUUCCACAUUGCUCGCAAGAAGAUUCCCACAGUUGAUCUGAAGACUGGAGAAGCAGUCAAGCCGAGCAAACCUAAUGGCAUGAAGCUCGAGCUGUUUGUGUUUGACGUCUUCCCCUUCACGAAGCGCUUUGCGGUGUUGGAAGUUGCACGUAAUGAGGAGUUCAGUCCGCUCAAAAACGCGCCUGGAACUGGCGCAGACGACCCAGAGACUAGCCGUCGCGACCUGCUUGCGCAGCACAAGCGGUUCCUGGAGAAGGCUGGUGCCCAUGUUAAGGAUGAUGUAGAGAUUGAGCUCUCGCCAUGUGUCAGCUAUGCUGGCGAGGGCCUGGAGUUUGUGAAGGGCAAGACCUUCACCAAGUCCGGUUACGUUGAAAACCCCGAGGAGCUCGAUGCCCUUCUCUAG